GUUUUGCACGGUCGCGCUUUCUCCAAAUCGAUGCAUAAUGAUAAUAAUGUUGUUAUUAUCUGGGGUUUGACAGAUUAUUGUGGUUUUCAGAUUAUCAUACAGCUAGAUAUAGAAAGCAACAGUCCCCACUUCAUGUAACUACUUGUUAAGACCACCGUUUAUGUGCCUUCUGAGAUGGCCCCCGUUUCUCGUAUGUUGAGAAAUCAAUAACACAACUGCAGUCUGAUUAAACUAAGGGCAAAUACGUUGGUUGUGAUCAGAAGCUACAACAGACACGUUACUACUUACUACUACUCUUUCUUCAUAUACGCACGGAAUAAUAACGUGUGGAAAGUGCUAAAAUCCCAAACUCUCUAAGAAGUGAAAGUCUGUAUUUAAAUUUAUAAUUCUGCCAUCUAGAGAAAAUGGCUAGUUUCAUAGCUAAACAGAUGGUAGGAGACCAGCUCAAGUCUGUAAAAGGUGCUAUGGGAGAUAAGGAAGAUGAAGAGAAACCAGAGGGAGAGGAGGGAGAAGAUCCAGAAAUCACUGCGGCUAGAUUAGAAGCAGAAGAAAAAAGAAAAGAAAAACACAGAAAAAUGGAAGAAGAAAGAGAAGAAAUGAGACAAAGUAUUAGAGAUAAGUAUGGUUUGAAGAAGAAAGUAAAAGAAGAAGAAGAACCUUUAGCUGACCCUGGUCGAGUUGGUCGAAAGAAGAAGACACCUGCUGAACUCGCAGCAGAACAAAAUGCUGAGGAGGAAGAUGAGGAUGAGUUUGCAAAAUUUCCCUCAAAUUUAAGCGAGUUGACAUCUAAAGUGAGUGAAAUGCCUUCUAAAUUGGCUCAAGGUGUAAGCGAUGUUACGUCAAAGUGUGUACUCCAGUAACUAAUUUAUCAUUUUUAGCCUUAGUCUUCUUAUGCAAUGUGGUAAGCAAGGUACUAUAUCAGUAUUGUUGGUUAAUGCUUUCUUAGCAUGUGGUUUCAAAUGAUCAAAUAUAAACUUAGUAUAAAACCACUACUGUUGAAUAUGUUAAUUGAGUUAUUAGCAAUAAGGAUGAGAUUAGAUAAAGUUUCAUGUACAUAUUAUUAAUUAGACACUAGAAAAGAUGUCAAUCUUGGCCGAUAUGGGCAAGAAUCUGAAUUCAGUUGCUGUACUUACAUUAUGUAAAUGGAAAGCUUGUUGUAGGCAAUGAUGUAUUGCAGUGAUUAAAAGGAUGUAAUUUUAGAAAGCCAAUUGAGAAAAACCUUCUAUGUAUUCAUUAAAUCACGCAUUACCACUACACUGCAUAAUUAUAUGAUUGACAACAUUAGAAAAUUUGUUAAUUAUACCCUAUUCAUGAUCACAUACAACCAUUUCUCUGAAAAAAUACACAUAUUACUUCUUUAAAGACUUUUUUGUUUGCACAACAUUCAUUUUCAAAAACGUCAAAUCCAAUACACUUAAGUACAUAGUUUUUUGGGCAUUCAAAAUAAAUAAUAUUUUGUCUAAAUUCCAUGGAGUAUGUAUGGAAAUAUGGAUGAGGGGAGACAACUCUUUCUAAACAGCAAAAAGGAUUCCUGGUACUUUUAUUACAGUUGUACAUUUCCAAAUGAUUUUUCAAGCCUGGAAAUAAGGCACCUGUCACAGACAAUGUCAGGCACAGAUUCAGCCUUUGUCAGGCACAAAACCUCUGGCGCAUGUCAUUUUGUCCGGCACUGAUUUGUCUCUUUUAUUGAUAUUAUCAAUACAUGUCCGGCACUAAGUUGAAAAUGUUGGGUACUAUUUCAUUAAUGCCUGACAUUUUGUCAAGUACAUCUAAAACCGUUAUUUCCAGGCCUGAUUUUAUUAGAAAUGUAAUCUGAUAUUACUGAAACAAAUGGCAUCUAAUAUUGUGUCUAUGUAUUGUGUCUAUAAUUGUGUUCAUAAGAAAAUAUUCAACAACAAAUAGGUGUUAUAAAAAUAAUAUUAAAUUUGCAUAUUAUGUUUAUAAAAUGCUGUUGUACAUCUUCAACAAAAUGAAUAACAAACAUUAUGUUAAAAUGAAUAUUUAGAUCUAGAACUGAAUUUUAACAAGACACAUUGAUUAUUUAUUUUUGCAUAUUAAAUGUAUAAAUUUUCCUUACUGACAAGAUAUGGAAUUAUUGUAGUUUAAAAUUUGUGUUGAAUUAACCACUUUCUAACACCGCAGAGACUUUGAUUAUUAAUGCAGCCUGUGGUUAUUAAAUAUUUGGCGUUAUGAUUAAAAUAACAUAUAAAUUUUAAAUCUAAUAAAUUUGAAUUGUUUUCAGUUUUAUGGCAUUGUUUUACUCAGGUAUUUUGUUUGUCAUUUGUUUAAAAUCAUAUUAUUGAAUGACUAUAGCCCACUGUUGAAAUCACUGUCAUGUCUUAAUGAGGUUAUUUAACACCAAUGUGGAUCCUGUUAUUUCCUCCUUGGCACCUCCUAAUUCCCCAUCCCUGCCAUGACUGUCCCAUUCCCACCAUGCCCUCACGACAUGUCAAAAAGUGAACAAUGUCACCCUUUCGAAAUUCUUAACCAUUAAUGUCAAUUUAUUUCAAGAUCACUGUUCUAUCUAUUGUUCAUGUAAUUCUGCCCAUAAUAAAUGAACUCAUUGAUGCCCCUAAUGCUGACCCUUUUGGCACAUCCGCAUUUACCGUACCAGUACUUGUACAACUACCAGAUUUUCCCCAAAUCUCAAUGUUCACAUCCUGCUUAGUUUAAGUUACCUGUUACAUUGCAUCUGUUAAAAGAGAAAAAAUAUACGCACUCUAGGAAUAAGUUUAUCAUCAGCUUUAAAAAUGGCUUAAUUGAUUGUAAAUGUGUCACAUUAUUGAACUAAUACUCAUCCCUAUUUAUCCCAGCUGUGUAUAUUAAUAUAUAUAAUUGAUGUGUUUGUGUAUAGGAUUAGAUAUAGUAAGUAAUAAUAUUUAAAUAUUAAGAAGAGUUUUUGUACAUAUCUUUAGACUAUUUAUUCUAAAUGAUAAUAAUAUAUCGAUCUGAUGAAUCUGUGAUUUUUGCUAUCUUUAAUUUACUUCUUCAGUGAUGAAUUUGUAUUUAAGUUGUUGAUUUUAUUUCAUGUGAUAAUAAAUAGUGAUAUUGAAUUCCAAAGACAUCUUCUAGUAACAUUUGACAUGUGAUAUUUUUGGUAUGUUGGGCAGUUUUUAAAUUGGAAAUUACAUAGAAAACAAAAAUAAAAAUUACUUCAAAAUUAGACAACAAUUGCAAAUAGAAUUGGAUAAACAAUGUAAUGUGUCUAGUGAUCAAUCCCUGACAGAUUAGUUGAUUCUAGGGAGUGAUGCUGGUUCCUCCCAUGCAUGUAUUAUUUAUCUAAAGUUUACUUUGAUUAAACUAGGAAACCAAGUUCCUGAUCAAGAAAUAGGUCACAAAAUGUUAUGUAAAUUUCUCUUAUUCUGGUGUUUUUAUGUUUACUCUCAAUCAAGACAUUCCAGUAAAUCAUCGUUUUUUUUUUAAAUUUGAGGACCUUACUAAAGAUUAAUAAAACAUUCCUGAUAGCCCAACAAAGAAAGGUCUCCUUUUUCUAUAUAACUUGUAUUGUGUGUUUUUUUUUGUUUUUUUUGUUCUUCUUUUUAUUGAUAUACUUGACUUAUAUCGUAUCCAUGGUGAGGAUAAAAAUGAUGAGAUUAGGUUAAAGAGUAUUUAGUUAAAGAAUGAUUGUUUUUACUUAUAUUACUAUAUGUAUUAUGUACAGUGUUAAUAUUCAUCAGUAAUUUAAGAUCAGUUGUUAAAUCAUGACAUAAAAGUUUUAAAACCG
Molecule: messenger RNA, 3724 nt
Organism: Patella vulgata (common limpet)
Lineage: Eukaryota; Metazoa; Mollusca; Gastropoda; Patellidae
Product: complexin
Exons: 8
Coding region: 405-860 (151 amino acids)
Biological process (GO): synaptic vesicle exocytosis; neurotransmitter transport; regulation of neurotransmitter secretion
Cellular component (GO): terminal bouton; SNARE complex
Molecular function (GO): syntaxin binding
Source: RefSeq, a predicted model, not a curated record